Trichoderma gamsii is the source of this 4455-nucleotide messenger RNA. RefSeq lists its product as hypothetical. The record is from RefSeq and is a predicted model, not a curated record. The transcript has 5 exons. Bases 1 to 4455 code for a protein of 1484 amino acids. Lineage: Eukaryota; Fungi; Ascomycota; Sordariomycetes; Hypocreales; Hypocreaceae. Gene Ontology annotation, molecular function: protein binding.
AUGCGGUUCAAAAGACUAAAGCAGAGGUUGGGCAUCAGCACCUCCAAGCAAAAUGUCAUUCAGCAAAAUGUCAUUCAGACAGGCGGCACCACUGCCCGACCAGCCCAGACAGGCAAAAUUGAAGCUAGCUCUACGAGUCGAGUUGCCUUGGUGGAUCAGCUGGAACAACCGCCGUCGAGUUUCGACGACAAUGAUGUGCCGAUCCGUGACCUAUGGAAUCUGGCAUAUGACAAAUUACGCAAAGAAGAUGAACAACUCAUUAAAAACUAUGAGGCUAAGAUUCAAAAGAACUUGAGCGCUGUUAAUGGCCAUGUAAUCGACUCAAAGACCAGCAUAAGAGAUCAGAUGGACAUUGUUCUCCGCAACAAAAUGAACGAGGUCAACCAUAACUCAUGGGAAAUUAGGUUCGGGAGCUCUGAAGUUCAAGUGAAGGACUUGGCGCAGCCAUUCUUGGGCGUCAUCAACUGGGCCAAUGAGUAUAUCACUGGCGCUCUGACGCUAAAUCCGUGCGCCUCAAUGGCUUGGGCAGGCAUCAGUUUACUUCUACCACUCUUCCUGAAUCACUCCAAGCAAGCUGCUUCUCUGGCGAAGGGCCUGCAAGAUAUAUCGUCCCUACUCGUCCAGAGCCGUAUGCGGGAGGAUCUCUACGUGAGGCGGUACGAGGCGAAGGCUCAAACUGGCAAACAAGAACCGUCUGCAUUGCCCCACCAAGAAUAUAAAAACAGCUUGGAGGUGCUAUAUAGAGAGAUUUUGCGAUUCCAGGCAAUGAGCUACUGCUAUUAUACCAGUAUUGAUGCCUUCCGACUGGGGCGAGACGUCGUCAAAUGGGAUGAUUGGGACAAACUGCUAGGCCAGAUCCACAACCAGGAGCGCAGAUUCGCCGCUAUUGAAGCACUCUGGCGGGAUUCCAGGUACGACGAGGAGUGCUCAGAAGUUAAGAAACGGCACCAGGAAUCUUUGCAUAAGUUGGGUGAGAUUAGCACGGAUCUCUCGAGCAUGCGCAAUGCUCAAGUUGAGAGAAAUCGCCAGGAGCUGCUGGAUUGGCUUAGCGAUGUUGAUCCUUCUGAAAUAUACAAUACUGCUCGCGACAAGCAUGGAGCUGGUACAGGCGAGUGGCUGACAAUGGAGAGCGAGGAGUUUAAAGCUUGGAAAGAGUCUCCUUCUUCACUUCUAUGGCUUCACGGAAAAGCCGGCUCUGGAAAGUCAGUUCUGAGCUCAGUCGUCAUCAAACACCUACAAGAUGCGUACGCGUCCGAUUCCUUAACGGCGCUCGCAUACUUUUUCUUCAGCUUUAGCGACUCAGAGAAGCAGAACGUAAACCAGAUGCUUGCGUCUCUGGUUAAACAGCUCUGCUCGCGACGACCCGACACUCCCCAGCCAAUCAAAAGCCUAAGCGAGUACAAGGAGAAGGGCCAACGCCCAGAUACGAAGACCCUUGGGGCCAUACUGACAACUGUCGCAAGAGGUUUCUCAGCCGUUUACAUUACCAUUGACGCUCUAGAUGAAUGCCCACUUCUAUAUGGAGAACGGAGAAUGCUUUUCAGCAGCUUGCGUCAAAUCAUGGCUGCUGCGCCUGCUAAUGUCCAUAUGUUUUGUACGAGCCGGAGGGAGGCAGACAUUGAUUCAGCAAUGGGAACUCUCCUGCCCUCGCCUUUACAGGUUACUAUGAUCGAUUUGACUAUUCGGCGGAAUGUUGUCGAUCACGACAUUGGCUUAUUCAUCGAUUCGACACUGACAUCUGACGAAUACGGCUCAUGGCCAGAGACCAUCAGAGCGGAGGCGAGAGAGUCGUUGAUUGAGAAGGCAGACGGCAUGUUUCAAUACAUCUUCUUCCAGCUCGAAACUCUUCGGCGACUCUCCUCCGCUCACUUGAUCCACGAGGCACUCCAGAACUUACCUCUUGGUCUCGACGCAACGUACGACCGACUGCUUCUGGGCCUGGAUGUAGAAUUCAGGUCCCAUGUCAUCAAUUGCUUGAAGUGGCUCGCUUUCUCAAAUGGAGUCCUUGGGUUGAAGCAACUAGCUGAAAUAUUCAUUCUUCGCCCCAGGCACGCCCUUGCCUUGGAUGAUUCGGAGCGGCUUUUUAAGCCCAAGGACGUUCUGAAGUACUUAUCUGGGCUGGUCGUUGUUUUUCAGGAAGAACGAGGCCGUUAUAAGAAGGAUACAUGCAUUCGACUAGCUCACUUCUCAGUCAAGGAGUAUUUGAUAUCCAGUCGCAUAUGUGAAGGACCCGCCAAGGCCUUUGCGAUUAGCGAAGCAGACGCUCAUCUGCACAUCGCCCACUGCUGCCUGGCUUACCACCUACAACGCAGCGCUAUGGCCGAGGACGACUUUGAUCUACAGUUGAGUGAAUAUGCAGCCGUCCAGUGGCCAUGGCAUCUCGAGAUGGUGCCGCGCACAUCUUGGCCAGCUGAGGUAACACAGGCCGCAAGACAAGCCCUCGCGAUUAGAAGUCCAAGGCUAGACCACCAGCUUAGAGAGAAAUGGCCUCCAGGGAGCAUGCUGCUCUACCACGACGAUAAAUCCAUGCACCUGCGGCUACGACCGCAGUGCUAUACCGCGCGGUUUGGCUUCACGCAGCUUACCGAGAUGCUGCUCUCGCGAGAGACUGCAGUAAAUAAAUAUCUAACACAAGGGGAUCUCAAUGCAGCGCUCCACGAUGCGGCAUAUGGAGGGAGCAUUGCAGCGGUCGAAUUAUGCCUCAGGAAAGGUGCCGACGUCAAUUCGAAGAGUGAGGUCUUUGGAGACGCCCUGCAGGCAGCGGCCUUUGGUGGGCAUAUCGAGAUUGUGAAACUCUUACUGGAUAGCCGUGCAGACAUAAACGCGCAGCGUGGUGGGUGGGGCUCGCCUCUCCAAGCUGCUGCGGAAGCCAGCCAGCUCGAUGUCUUAAAGCUUCUUGUUAGCCGUGAGGCCGAUAUUGACCUUCCAUCGAACGAGUCUGGUUGUGUUCUGACAUCCACCAUCCAUAAGUAUAAUGGUGGUUCGUCUUCGGAAUGCUUGUUGUACCUUCUAGAGGCCGGUGCUGAUAUAAACAGGCGGGGCGGCGGCAUCCAUGGGACAGCGCUCCACAAGGCGGCGAUGAACAUGAGAAGGGAUGAUGCCAAGAAACUUUUUCAUCUUCUGCUUGAAAGAGACGCGGACGUGAACUUACCGGGUGGAAAAUACGGCUACCCUCUCCAGGCAGCGUGCGCGAGCGGCGGCAGCUGCCUGGAGGAGAUCAAGCUCCUGCUGGACAGAGGCGCUGAUGUAAACGCGGAAGGAGGUUACUUUGGGACAGCAUUGCAAGCCGCUUGCUCGGAGGGAAGAUACGAACCCAUUGUGCAUUUGCUCUUGGAUAAGGGCGCUGACGUGAAUAGCCGCGGAGGAGAGUAUGGCAGCCCCUUGAAUGCAGCGUGUCUCUUCAUCCGGUGGGAAGUGCCCCUACCAUACGAUGAGAGGAAUACUACCUGGAUUGAUUGGGAACAACUGCCACUCAUAAGACAGCUGUUGGGCAGAGGCGUCGAGUUGAACGAACCAUGUGGACGCGGCGGCACGGCGCUGCAAGCAGCUUGUGAAGGCAGCUUCUUCGAAGUGGUUCGCGAGUUGCUUGAUCGAGGGGCUGAGGUGAAUGUGCAGGGAGGCAAGUACGGAACUGCGCUCCAGGCGGCUUGUGUCGGCAAGUAUAAAGAUAGAGUUGGUAUAUUCAGGCUUCUGCUUGAGCAUGGCGCUGAUGCCCACGCGCAGGGCGGCUUCUUCGGCAGCAUCUGGCACGCCGCCGCGGCGCAGCUCAACCGCGAUUUCGCCCCAGUGCUGCAGCAGUUGCUGGACCUUGGUGCUGACAUAAACGAUGCGCGCGGGAAGCAGCAUCCCACCGCUCUGCACGCUGCCCUUGGCAGAGUGCUCCAGAAGGAGUCACUGGGGGCGAGAUGGGUUGCCCAUCCAGAAGUAGAAGAAUCGAUCGACCGGAUCCGCUUCUUGAUCGAUCACGGCGCCGACGUCAACCUGGUGGCCGGGAUAUACGGCUCCCCGCUCCAGUUGGCAUGCGCGAUGGAAGCCGAGGCCAAUUGCGAUUGGUACAAUAGCUUUAAUGAUGGCUACGAAGACCAAGCUAUACAUUUCCUCAAGAAUAGCCCCAAUCUCGACUUCAACAUACAAGGCGGAGUAUUCGGGUCAGCCUUGCAAGCAGCGACGUGGACGGGCAAAUCAGAAGUGGUGAGAAUACUGCUUCACAAAGGAGCUGAUGUCAAUCCUCGCAACGGGAAGUACCGCAGCCCGUUGAAUGCGGCCGUCUUUAGGGGUCAUUGGGACAUUGUCGAAAUGCUUCUUGAUCAUGGGGCUAGUCCGGACUGCUACCAUUCUCAGGAGGUCGACAAGGCUUGGCUUCAGCAAGUUGAGAAGGAAUGUGGUGAAGAGGCGGUAGAAAGAUAUCAGCUGUUUUGGGCCGACCAGAAGAGUCAAUGUGCCUCCUCUGUCUAG